This is a messenger RNA of Kogia breviceps (pygmy sperm whale), 1991 nucleotides long. RefSeq names its product transmembrane 7 superfamily member 3 (gene TM7SF3). Gene Ontology annotation, cellular component: plasma membrane. NCBI's taxonomy places the organism in Eukaryota, Metazoa, Chordata, Mammalia, Artiodactyla, Physeteridae. The record is from RefSeq and is a predicted model, not a curated record. Gene Ontology annotation, biological process: negative regulation of programmed cell death.
UGGAGCCUUCUGCCGGGGCGUGGGGCGCGCGGGCUCCGCGGGGCUGGCAGGUGUGCUGCGCGUGCACCUGGCGAGCGAUGGCGCCGGACGUGGGCGCCCCGGGGUAGCGCGGGCUAGGUGGCGGCGCUCGGCCGGGGCAGCAAUGGAGCUCCUUCGGCUGCUGCUCCUGGCUGUGUUGGCGUCGGAACCGGCGGCGGCCGGCGGAGCCGAGACCGUCGGGAACUCCAGCGAGGGUCUUCUUGAAUUUUCUGUGGGGAAAUUUAGCUACUUGGAGCUCAAGAAGUCCUUUCCAGAGGAAGCUGUUUUGCGUCAUAUUUCCAGCAAUGUCACUUUUCUUAUUUUCCAAAUACAUUCACAGUAUCAGAAUACAACAGUUUCUUUUUCUGAGACUCUCCUUCCCAAUGCCUCGGGAACAGGCACUGACAAAGGACUGGUUUUCAUUCUUAGACCAGAGCAGAGUAUAUGCACGUGGCACUUGGAGACUUCAGACCCUGAGCCUGUCCAAAAUGUGGCCAUUCCACUCUCCUACUCGGAAAGCGAUCCUAUCCCUGGUGGUUGUAAUUUGGAGUUUGAUUUAGACAUCGAUUCCAACAUUUACCUGGAGUAUAAUUUCUUUGAAACAACUAUCAAAUUUGCUCCAGCAAACCUAGGUCAUGCGAGAGGCACAGAUGCUCCGCCGUGUGACGUCAAGACGGGCCAGGACUCCAGGUGGAGGUUGCAGUAUGACGUCUAUCAGUAUUUUUUGCCGGAGAACGACCUCACUGAAGAGGCAUUGCUAAGGCACCUGAAGAGGAUGGCCGAGGUGCCUCAGGUGCAGGCCAAUGCUGUCAAGGUGGUUACCCUAACAGCUGAUGACAAGACAAGUGUUUCGUUCUCCUCCCGCCGGGGACAAGGUGUCAUUUACAAUGUCAUCGUUAGGGAUCCAUUUCUGAAUACGUCUGCAGCUUACGUCCCUGCUCACACCUACGCCUGCAGCUUUGAGGCAGGGGAGGAUAAUUGUUCUUCCCUUGGAAGAGUAUCUACCAAAGUGUUCUUCACUCUUUUUGCCCUGCUUGGUCUCUUCAUCUGUUUCUUUGGACACAGAUUCUGGAAAACAGAACUAUUCUUUAUAGGCUUUAUCUUCAUGGGAUUCUUCUUUUAUAUACUGAUUACAAGACUGACACCUAUUAAGUAUGAUGUCCGCCUGGUUCUGACAGCCGUUGCCGGAAGUGUCGGUGGGAUUUUCUUGGUAGCUGCUUGGUGGCGAUUUGGAAUCCUUGCGGUCUGCAUGCUGUGUGUUGGACUGGUGCUGGGGCUCCUCGUCUCAUCAGUGACUUUCUUCACUCCACUGGGAAACCUAAAGAUUUUCCGUGAUGACUCAGUGUUCUGGGUGACCUUCUCUUGUAUAGCUAUUCUCAUUCCAGCGGUUUUCAUGGGCUGCCUAAGAAUACUGAACAUACUGAGUUGUGGAGUCAUUGGCUCCUAUUCGGUGGUCUUGGCCGUUGACAGUUACUUGUACACAAGCCUUUCCUGCAUCACUUUGAACGUCCUGAAGAGAGUGCUGCACGUGGAUUUCCGCAGAGCUUUCACAAAUGUGCCUUUUCAAACGAAUGACUUUAUUAUCCUGGCAGUAUGGGGGAUGCUGGCUGUAAGUGGAAUUACGUUACAGAUUCGAAGAGAAAGAGGGCAACCGUUUUUCCCUCCCCACCCAUACAAGUUAUGGAAGCGAGAGCGUGAGCGCAGAGCAACGAACAUCCUGGACCCCAGCUACCACAUCCCUCCACUGAGAGAGAGGCUCUCGGGCCGAUUAGCCCAGAUCAAAGAGCUCUUCCAGAAGGAACAGCCAGCCGGAGAAAGAACGCCCCUGCUUCUGUAGAUGCGGAGGGCUUGGUCAGUGCAAUGUUGAAGUACAACCCAGGUACCGCCUCAGAUUGGAUGUUGCUGCCUUGCUGCUGCAGCAGUCUCUGGGGCAAGUCUGCUAAGAAACCAGCUUCUGUGUCCGUGCUUUGAUA